Molecule: messenger RNA, 810 nt
Organism: Bipolaris oryzae ATCC 44560
Lineage: Eukaryota; Fungi; Ascomycota; Dothideomycetes; Pleosporales; Pleosporaceae
Exons: 1
Coding region: 1-810 (269 amino acids)
Cellular component (GO): membrane
Molecular function (GO): serine-type endopeptidase activity
Source: RefSeq, a predicted model, not a curated record
AUGUCCUCUCUCCUUCGCCUCUCCAGCGCUCUCCGUACCCUCCGUACCCCUGCCACUAAACCCCCCUCCUUCUUCUCCCCCUCCCGCCCAUCACCUUCCACCCUCAACCUCCCCCGUCCCCGCCACUACUCCCGCCGCAACUACCUUCCCUCCCACGACUCCCAAGUCUCCGCCAACACCAAAGUCCUCUAUACCCUCAUGGGCACCAACAUCGCCGUCUUCAGCUACGCCAUGUACCUCCAACAACAAGCUGCGCAAGGUUUCCCGGGCCCCUGGCACCGCUUCCUCCGAACCUUCACGCUCAACUACUCCGAGUUCAAAAACGGAAAUUACAUCCCUGUUCUCCUGGCAAAUUUCACGCAUAUAAAUGCCUGGCACCUCUUCUCCAACCUCUUCACGUUUUACUUUCUCGGUCAGUUCCUCGCGUCUGCGGCCCCGCUUAUUACGCCAGCGAGGUUUUUGACAGUGGCAAUCGGAUCGGGGCUUUCGGGGAGCCUGGGGUACUUGGUUUCGCGGUAUUAUAGGAUGCGGGAUCAGAGCCCCCGCGCGCGGGAUACGGUGAGGGGAAUGGGGUUUUCGGGCGUCGUCAUGGGGGUGAGUAGUGUGGCGGCUUGCUUGGCGCCGCAUGCCAAAGUACUGAUUUAUGGGAUUGUGCCGGUGCCGCUUUGGGGAUUGGUGGCGGGUUAUGCGGUGUAUGAUGGGUAUUUUGUAAACAGUUCGAAUACGACGAUUGCGCAUGGCGGGCAUUUGGGGGGUUUGGCAUUUGGGCUUUUGUAUUAUUUUGCGAAGCUGAGAGGGAUAAGGUUUUGA